AUCACGCGAAAUCGGGAAUCUUUGACAUGUGUUGAAUGCCGGACACGCAAGCUCAAGUGUGACAGACAGCUGCCAUGUAGUUCUUGCACAAAGAGAGGCGAUCCAUCCAGUUGCUCCUAUAACAGGACGCCCGGGAGAAAGGAGACUGCAGAAAGCAGCCGCGCAUCACGAGCCGAAAGCAGACUUCAGCACCUCGAACAGGCGCUGCAAGAUCUCGUCAACACAUCAUCACGAGGCCCGGAAACCAAUUCCUCGGAUGCCUCCGCACGUCUUGAAAGGAGCAAUGUCGACGACGGCACCUCGAUUUACACGGGGCCGACUCACCAUGCCGCCAUGUUAGAGGACAUUGCCGAGCUUCGAAAUGUCAUCGGCGAGCAAGAUGUCGAUUUUCAUUCAUACGGAUACUACGAUUCUGAUGUACUCUUCGGGGGCGUACAGGCCCUCCCUCUACCAGUCAUCUUGUCUCGGUAUUUGCCCUCAAGAACAGAGUCUGAUCGGCGGCUCGCCAUCUACUUCCGAGCUGAAGGCAUCGCAUCGCCCUUCGUCCAUGUCGGGCAGUUUCAUAAGCAGUAUGAAGCCUUCUGGCAGGUUCAGUACGCUAUAUCCCCACUUUGGAUAUCUUUGCUCUUCUCGAUCUUCCAUCUGUCCGUGCGAAGCGGACCGUUCGUACCCUCUGAGGAGGACAAGCCUCUCGAAUUCGGUCUUGCAGCUGCGCACUGCCUAGCAAUAGGAAGAUAUAAUAGACCUCGGAGAUUUGCCGUCGAAGCUCUGACUACCUAUAACCAAGUCAAGCUUGUAGAAGGACUGUACUUGUGUUGGAGCUUGGGCAUGCUGAUGGGCACACUGGCCCAGGUUGCAUUCUGCAUGGGCUACCAUCGAGAUCCAGAUCAUUUCCCCAACAUCACGCCGUUCGAAGGCGAAAUGCGACGCCGAGCAUGGUCUGCCCUCAUGCAGAUUGAUCUCUUGAACUCUUUCCAACUCGGUCUACCAAACUGUGUGCAUCGUCGUACCAGUUGGGACACUCGGAUACCAGGCAACUACCACGAUUUCGACCUAGACCCAGAAAUGAAAAGCCUACCACAGCCGAAACCAGGCUCGGAAGUGACGAAGAUCAUGUUCUACAAUUCCAAGCACAAGCUAAUGGGCGACUUUGAAAAGAUCUUGCAGCACGCUACGCGUACGAAUGAAAUGGUUCAGCAGCCUGAGCUCGUCACUCUCGACGAACAGCUUCGAGCAACUUACGAAUCACUUCUUGAGGUCCUUCGCUGGAAGAACGUCUCGAGAUCUAUCGCAGGCCCGAUCAUGUUGAUCGUCACAAGACGAUGUAUCGAGCUCAUGUACGAAAAGUGUCGCUGCGUACUGCAUCGCAAGCACAUCACUUCUGGUCGAGAGUCCAGUAUCCGCAUAGCUUUUGACGCAGCUCGAGCCAUCGUCACCUCUUUUCUAGACAUGUACCCGGAAUGGAAACCUGGUGGACAAUUCUAUAACGAUCGGUGGUUACUCAGCUCUGUCACUUGGCACGACUUCCUUAUGGGAGUAACGACUCUCUGUCUCAUUUUAUGUCAAGACCGAAAGACUCCUGCCUUGUCAAUCAGCUCGGAGGAUAAGAGGAGUAUGAUUGAUCUAUUGACGCAAGCGGAGAAAGUUUGCCACGAGAAGAGGGAGGAGAGCAGCACCGGCGUACGAGCGGGUAAACUGCUGAAGGCUGUUUUCUCACAAACGGAUGCGCAAGAAAUCGACCCUCGCUCUUCCACCACAGAUUCACAAAUACCUUAUGCCAUGCAGAGUUUCGAGCAAGAACAGCAGCAGCAGCAGCAGCCAGAGCUCGACAUUUUCGCCGAUCCAACGACGUGGCAGAAUGUCUUUGAUAAUCAAGAAUGGGCGUUCAUGGAAGACUUCCUUAACACAAAUUUCGACAGUAUCUAG
Molecule: messenger RNA, 1926 nt
Organism: Pseudocercospora fijiensis CIRAD86
Lineage: Eukaryota; Fungi; Ascomycota; Dothideomycetes; Mycosphaerellales; Mycosphaerellaceae
Exons: 1
Biological process (GO): DNA-templated transcription; regulation of DNA-templated transcription
Cellular component (GO): nucleus
Molecular function (GO): DNA binding; zinc ion binding; DNA-binding transcription factor activity, RNA polymerase II-specific
Source: RefSeq, a predicted model, not a curated record